CACGGUCAGCAGUUAUACAGACACAUCUACUUAGGCUGUAAAGAAGAAGACAAUGUCCAAAAGAACUUUGAACUGCUGUUUACAUCUCUAGCUCUUAUCACAAUUGAACUAGCCAAUGAAGAAGUGGUUAUUGACCUCAUUCGAUUAGCUAUUGCUUUGCAGGAUAUUGCCAUCAUCAAUGAGGAUAAUCUGCCAAUGUUUAAUCGUUGUGGUGUCAUGGCAUUGGUUGCAGCGUAUCUAAACUUUCUGAGUCAGAUGAUUGCAGUUCCUGCGUUUUGUCAGCAUGUCAGCAAGGUUAUCGAAACUAGAAGUCUGGAAGCAUCUUAUUUUCUACCAGAAACAAUUUUCAAAGACCAAAGCAGUCUUCCAAAAUCCUUAGAGAAGCAUGAAAAAAAUUUAUUUUUCCUGACAAACAAGAUUGCAGAAUCAUUAGGAGGCAGUGGAUACAGUGUGGAAAGAUUGUCGGUUCCAUAUGUACCCCAGGUAACAGAUGAGGAUAGACUCUCCAGGAGGAAGAGCAUUGUGGACACGGUAUCUAUUCAGGUGGAUAUUCUGCCUGGCAACCACACAGAGGAUAAGGUUGAUACUACUGAAGAAAUCACAUUUGAAGCUUUGAAGAAAGCAAUUGAUAACAAUGGACUUGAAGAACAGGAAAAAGAAAAAAGGCGUCUUGUGAUUGAAAAGUUCCAGAAAGCACCAUUUGAAGAAAUCGCAGCACAAUGUGAAACCAAAGCAAACUUGCUUCAUGAUAGACUUGCACAGAUACUGGAACUCACCAUUCGUCCUCCACCUAGCCCCUCGGGAACGAUGACUAUUACUGCUGGACAUGCUCAUUACCAAUCUGUUCCGGUCUAUGAGAUGAAGUUUCCAGAUCUUUGUGUGUAUUAAGUGUCUUCUGAAGUCUGCUGGACAUUAUUUAGAGUAGAGUACAAUAGAAAGAACAAGAUGAGUUUUCAAAUUUUA
This is a messenger RNA of Balearica regulorum gibbericeps (East African grey crowned-crane), 963 nucleotides long. Lineage: Eukaryota; Metazoa; Chordata; Aves; Gruiformes; Gruidae. The record is from RefSeq and is a predicted model, not a curated record.